AUAUCGCUGACCAUGUAAUGGCUAUCAUAGGUUCUGCGCGGACUUCAUAAGCUCAUUUUAGACGCAAACAGACACCGGGUCUGUCCAAGUCAGCUAACGCUUGUUAGCGCUAGAGGCUAACCAUGGCUAAUGUUGGAGUUGAACAAGUUACUUUAGCACAACUGGGUGAACAAAUAACGUUAGCUUAGCCCCGAGCUAACGUCUGCUAACCUUAGAUCGCGAACAGCAGGAACAAAAAGGCUGCCGCUACGCCACUAGCUGCUAACAAGCUAUCUGUUUUGCUGGACUUAUUUUUUAUUUUACUGAUUUAUUUUAGUUUUCCAUGACACUUUCCUCAUUUUCAGCGUUCCUUUACCCUGGUUAUAGUUAAGCUUCAUGUAUCAUUAUUGAUCUUGUGUAGGGAAACUUGCCAGUUCAUUUGUCUGUUUACACCUGAAACGGUCGCUGGGAACGUACCUAAUGUUCCUCAGCAGAGGCACUCGUCAGUCUUAAAGAGGGCAGUUUGUCCAACACUCUGAAUGAGAAAAACAGCUUCCCACGAGCUCACAACACCAGGGGACGGCAUUCCUCUGUCACAAUGGACACGCCUACACGGAGCUCGAAGCGGAGCCGUUUGUUUCGAGAUGAAGAUGAGCCACCGCAGCAGCGUCUUCCGUCCAGAUCUCCACGGAGGAGCCAGAGAGUCACCACCACACCACAGAAAUUUUCUAACAUCGUGACACCAGAUAAGAAGGCUUCCCAGAAAAUAGGGCUGAGAUUAAGAAACCUGCUGAAACUACCCAAAGCUCACAAAUGGUGCAUCUAUGAAUGGUUUUAUUCCAAUAUUGACAGGCCUCUUUUUGAGGGUGACAAUGAGUUCUGCCUGUGUCUUAAGGAGACUUUCCCCAACCUGAAAACAAGAAAGCUAACCAGAGUUGAGUGGGGUACAAUAAGAAGGUUGAUGGGGAAACCUCGACGGUGUUCGUCUGCAUUCUUUGCUGAAGAGCGAACAGCACUGAGGCAGAAACGGCAGAAAAUGCGGCUUCUGCAGCAAAGAAAACUGACUGACUUGUCAAACUGCAAAGAUCUUCCUGAUGAAAUCCCUCUGCCUCUCAUCAUAGGAACCAAAGUCACUGCUCGUCUCCGAGGACUCCAUGAUGGGUUGUUCACAGGGCAGAUUGAUGCAGUAGACACCAGUGCCGCCACCUAUCGUGUCACCUUUGACCGCACUGGCCUGGGAACUCACACUGUGCCUGAUUAUGAAGUCCUGAGCAAUGAACCUAACGAGACCAUGCCCAUUUCAGCCUUUGCCCAGAAGCAUCGGUCAGCACGCUAUAUGCAAAGCCUCAUGACUCCGCCUAGAGGGCCCUAUCCUUCCGCUACCACUCCUGUCCAUAUGGACAAUGACCCUCUUAUCACCCAGUCACCAUGGAGGAACAAACUGCCCGGUGCUGAAGGAGAUACACUGGGAGGAUUUCCUGUUAAAUUCCUGGUCCAAGUGACAAGGCUGUCCAAAAUCCUCAUGAUCAAGAAAGAGCACAUCAAGCACUUGAAAGAAAUGAAUACAGAAGCUGAGAAGCUGAAGUCGUACUCGAUGCCUAUUGAUCUGGACUUCCAGAAGCGAUAUGCUACCACCGUGCUUGAGCUGGAGCAGCUAAAUAAAGAUCUGAACAAGGUUCUUCAUGAAGUUCAGCAGUACUGCUGUGAACUCGCUCCUGAUCAGGGCAUGGUUCCAGCAGACCAUCCCACAGAGCUGCGGAGGCGUAGCGAAGAAGAGGCCCAGCAGAUGGUGCAAAUGCGCAUCAACUCCAUGAAGGACGGGCAGCAGAGUGUGGCAAAUCCCAGCCUCACACACCUCAUCUCCCGUCUCACUGCUCUGCUCCUACAGAUCAAGUGUUUGGCAGAUGGCGGGGAUCUGAAUUCAUUUGAGUUUAAAUCUCUAACAGACUCUCUCAAUGACAUCAAGGCAUCGAUUGAUCCCUCCAACCUCAGUUGCUUCCAGAAUAAUGUUGAGAUCCAUGUGGCACACAUCCAGAGUGGCCUUAGUCAGCUGGGCAAUUUGCAUGCAUUCGCUGCCAACAACACCAAUGCAGUCUGAGUACCUGCAUCGUCCCGCCCACACACAGGUGCAUGUACACACACGGAAGUAUAUCCAUAUUUUUCUUGUGAAAUGGUGCUUUCACCUGGACUGUUAAAAGACUUCAAAGAAGGCUCAUGUCGAUGCUGUGGAUCUUCAAUUUGAGUUCUUCCCAGAUUUCCUCAAGUUUUGAUCGGAAUGGAGAGAAGAAUGCUGAAUAUUUUACCCACAGGCUUUUGUUGUAUCAAAAUGUGCACCCAACUGAACACAAACCCGAAAGAGUCUUAAAGCUUUUUGCCACGCUCCACAUUUCCAAAAUAUUAAAACUGUUAUUUAUUUGGUUUCACGUGCCAAACAUAAGGUUUUAACAGUUUUUAUUGUCCGUAUUUAUUUAUUUUUGAGUAGGUGUGUAUGGUUAUGCAACAAUAUUUUGCUAUUCCCGACGUUUCCCUCUGUGAGUUGUGUUCUGUUGUUCCUUUAAUGAUAAGUACAGGGGAAGGCGAAGGGAUGUUUUAUAAUAAAAAACAUGUUAUUGUAGAUAAUUGUAAAAUAUCUGAUUAUUAGGAAUAUUGUCAGCCUUUCCGCUGUGUAUUCUGAAAUGGCUUUUGUAAUUUUAUGCGCACUGAAAAGAGUUUUUUUUUUUUUGGUAUUUUUUUAUAAAGGAGAACUCUGGGGUUUUGAUCUUAAGUGUUUCCAUAUUUGACAUCGGCUGUUGCUGCAACACCCCCCACACUAAGUCUGCAUCACUGACCUUUAAACCCUGUCAAAAGUUCUUUCCUAGAGAUUCUCCUUUUUUUUCAUUUUUUGUAAAGUUGUAUAUGAGAGUUCCCCCGGGCAGUUGUAUAUAAUGUUUUUGUCUUUUUAUAUUAAACAUAAUAUUGAAAAGCA
Messenger RNA from Oreochromis niloticus (Nile tilapia), 2944 nucleotides. RefSeq names its product lin-9 DREAM MuvB core complex component (gene lin9). Gene Ontology annotation, molecular function: DNA binding. Gene Ontology annotation, cellular component: nucleoplasm; transcription repressor complex. Gene Ontology annotation, biological process: DNA-templated transcription; regulation of transcription by RNA polymerase II; reproductive process. The record is from RefSeq and is a predicted model, not a curated record. NCBI's taxonomy places the organism in Eukaryota, Metazoa, Chordata, Actinopteri, Cichliformes, Cichlidae. Bases 578 to 2077 code for a protein of 499 amino acids. The transcript is spliced from 15 exons.